UAUGUGCAAAGACGUCAACACGUGAACGAAGUGCAUCCAUCGUAUUUUCUCGAUGCUAUUCUGCCGACCUCUUUCAGCUCGCAGCGUUCAGGUCCAAAUAAUUCCGGCCGAAAGGCUUCAACUUCAAGAAAGGUGAGGAGUGCACCAGUCAUUGGUAGUGUGGCAUCGUGUCGGCCUGUGAGCAGCUGCAUGCUGAACCUCUCAAACGCGAAUCAGUCGCUCCGUGUAGUGCCACGCACUACCGGUGGGCGUAGGGAUGGUGCGGCGGUGACUUUCAAAUGCCGGCACACUGGAAUGGUAAUGGAAUCUCCAGCAGAAUAAUUGGCGAAGUAGUGUCCCUAGGAGGCUCAUCCCAUUGUCAACAUGCUGACGUCUAAGCUUUCCAAGCAGUUGACAGCCACAUUGGCUGAUCUGGAUGCGGCCAGGUCCAAGGCCAAUGAGUACCAGAACAAAUGGACGACAGCGGAGGAUGCUCUGCGUCGGGAGAAGGCACGUAGCCGUCAAAUGGCUGAGGAGAACAAUCAACUUCAGGACGUGAUAUCGGCGCUGCGAUCGCUGGUUGCGGACAAGACGGCAGUGCUGGAGGCCACUCGCACCAAGCUGGAAGAAGAGAAGCGGGUGACCGCGGCACUGAGCGAAGACCAUAUCAGACUGAUGGAGGAUACAUACGCACAGAUGUCCCAGCCCAGCACCACUAACAGCGCUUCUGCGUCGAUGGAUUCGCUGGUGGACGCAAGCAGCUACCACACAGCCAAGUCCAGCACGUCACAGUCAAGUCCCAACGGACUGCGCUCGGAAAGUCGGCAAUCACUUGGCGAGAUGUCAUUCUAUAGUGCUGUUUCAAAGCGCUCGGCCAGCCCAAGUCACUUAAACAAGCCUACUGCUCGUCACCAGCUGUUCAGCCUUGUAACUGGCCGUGCGCUUCUAGCCGUGGAGAUGACGCGUAACGAAGACACUGGUCUUGGGUUCACAUUUGCGUGCCAGACCGUGUCGCCCAGCUUGAACUUGAAUGAUACUAGCUCGAUGACAUCAGCAACCGGUACAGCGCUGCAGGGUGUGUUUGUGAAGGCUGUGCGGGAAGGCAGUGUCGCUGAGCAGACUCUGCUGCCGGGUGACGAGAUUGUGGAACUCAACAACAUGUUCUGCCGCGGUGUGCCGCACCCGGUCGUUGCCAUGAAGCUGAAGGGACUGCAGGGCACCGUCAAUCUUGUGAUAGCUCGCCCACUGCAGUCGUGCAGCCUAACGUCGCCGAUCGGCGCCCAGCUUUCCGCACCCGUGAUGCGCUCCACCGCCAGGGCACAGCCACCGGUCAUGGCAGCAUCCCUGGCCGUGAACGACGGUAUCCGCGACAUGCUGCAAGAAAUGAUGCAGGAACUGCAGUGUCAGCUGAGCGAGGAACAACGGCAAAUACGCGAAGAGAUAGCGGUGUGCAAUCGAUCAGUUGUCAGUGUGCAGAUAGCCGUUGAAGAUGCCCUGAGUGGGAGACAUGACAAAUCAGAAGUAGACACCCCAACUGGCAGUACUGAGCACUUGGACUCUCCUGAUGGCGGCAGAAAUAGCCCUAGGAUGUCGCACCGCCGUGAUCCCAUCGGAUCAUCUUGGAACGACGAACAACGAACGCCUGUUGCUCAUCGGAUAUCGCAAGUCUCGGUAAGCGGGCGGCCCAGCACGGGAAUAUCACCGGCAGACCGUGCAUACGAUGAGCUGUUGAAGGCCAAACAGCAGCUCAUGGAGCAGCUGACCAGCAAUGGCGAGCUGCAAGCCAGCGCCGCAGCUUUGCGUGCCGAGUGCAGUGCGGCGGUGCUGAGGGCACGGCAAGCUGAGAGCAUGCUGGAGGAUGGCAACAGGGCAUUAAAGGAAGCCCAGGCAAUGGCGACAAGCCAGCAGGAGACGUGCCAAAACAUGGUCAUGCAGCUAUCAUCUCUAACAGGACAGAGUUCGGAGUGCUCCACAAAGCUAGCAGCUGCAGAGGGUGCCCUGACUGCCAAGGAUUUCACGAUAGGCAAACUAUUGGAGCAGGAGCAAGAACUGACAGCCAAGAACAAAAACCUUGAACGUGAGUGUCAAGAUGCAAAGAAUGCUGCUGAUGCAGCUAUGAGAGCUGCUAAAGAGCACUCCCAAAAGGACAGUGUUCUGCAAAGUGAAAAGAAAGCUUGCUCCGAGUGGCAAGAGAAGGCCAGAGAAGCCCAGGAGCAGCUAUUCCAUGUUCGGUCACAGCUGUCAGCCAGCGAAUCCCAGCUCUCGCACUGGCAGCUCAAGGAACAACAGCUGCAAGGCCAGCUCACCAAGAUUACAGAUCGGCUCAAGAAAACGGAAGCAGAGCUGCUUGAUAGUAAACAGACAACGGACCGCUUUGAAGCACAACUGCGCACAGACCGCAAGACGCAUGAAGCGGAAACGCAGAAGCUAACAGAGCAAGCCUGCGCCGCUGAAAUGGAGUUACAAGAAAUGGAGCUGAAGAUAAAUCAGGAGAAGGGAAAGGACUCCGAUCGGGUCGAGCAGUUACGCAACAGUGUACAGAGUCUGACUGAGGAAUGCGAGCUGCUGAGGAGUCAGGAAUUGCAGGUUUCAAAGGCCUUGAGCCUCAAGGAUGAGGAAUUGCUGCAGUACCGCCACAAACAACAACACCUUCAACAGGAUUGUGAGCGCGUGCAGCAGGAGCUUAACGAGCACCUCUCUAACAGUACACAGCAAUCCGCUACCAUCCAGACCCUCAACCAAAGCAUCGACGAGCUGACACAGGAAGUCCGUAUUGCUAGUAAUGGCUUAGAACAGAGCGAGAAAACUCUUGCGGAGAAGCUGCAAACUAUUGCUGAAUUGACUGGUCAGCUGGAAGCAGCAACUGAUCUGAAUGCCUCUAAUGCCUUGGAAAAGACCCAGCUCCAGUCUGAUUUGGAUAACCUAACAGAGGAUCUCAUCCAGGCCAAAAGCUCUCUCAAGAAGAAGACGGAGGAAGCAGGCAAGCUUCUGCAGAAAGUCUCUGCCAUGGGCGAGUCUCAGGGUAGCACUCAGCAAAGUAUCAAGGAACAGGAGACGCGACUUAGCAGCAUGAAAACAAUCCAGUCAGAGCAGGCGAAGGAGAUCACAUCUCUCAAAGAAAAGCUGACUAAGUCGGAGGACGAGGUCGAAAAGGCAAAUGCCGAGUUGAAGUCAACUAGCGCCACAAUAGACCAACUCAAAGCAUCCGAUGAAAACCACCGAAGCCGAGAACUGGCCUCUACCAAAGAGCUUAAAUCACAGAGAACACGGGUGCAGAGCCUAGAAGCUAGCCUACAGCAAGAAACUACUCGUCGAGAGGUGCUGGAGAAGGAACAAGCUCGGUUGGAAAAGACCUUCCAGUCUGUCUCUGAAGCAUCCAAAUCCAUGAGCUCCAGCUCAGCCGAUCAGCUGAAGUCAAUGGAGAGUCAGCUGAGGGAGGAGAGGCAGCAGCUACUGCAGAGCCGCACUGACAGUGCUGGGCUGCAAACCAAGCUGAAAACCGCCAAUGACAAGAUUGGCAAGCAGAGAAGUCGGAUCGAUGCGCUGCAGAACGAGACAACGCUCCUGCAGCAAACCACUGACAUGCUGAAGGCAGCAUGCCAGGAUUCGGACACACGCCAACAGGCCGAUACGAAACUGAUCAGCGAAUUACAACGGAAAACUAAGAGCUUGCAGUCAUCUCUGGAUGCAACCAACGAUGUUACCACUCAGCUUCAAGGAAUUGUCGAAGGGAACGCACAAGAACUUGGAGAACUUAAGGGGCUGAAAUCUAAGCAGGCAGCUGAGAUCACAUCGCUCAGAGAAUCGAACGAGAAGCUGAAAAAUGACGCAGAGCGUGUUGUGGCGGAGAAGGAGACUGCAGAGAGGACGCUACAGCGCACCAAGCACGAACUGGUUCUAGCGGAGGACAAGCUGGCAAUGACGAAGGAAUCGGUAAAGCUUGCUCAAGAAACUGGAAAAAGUACGACACGAAGACAUGCAGAGCUAGAGGUUCGCUGCGGCGACGCUGAACAACGGCUAGCUAAAAGUGAGAGAGCAAAGGCAGACAUUGAGUUGCAACUCAAGGAAGUUCUGUCCAGCAGUAGCGAACAGCUCCGUGACCUGAUGAAGAAAGUUGACCGCCUGACAUCGGAAAGGCAAGCACUAGAGGAGAGUAAGGAGAUGACUAAAGCCAGUCUUCUGGAGCAGAGCCGACGUGUGGAAGAAGAGCGGGAUGUGCUGCAAGCAAAGCUGAGACGCUCACAGGACGAGGCCAGGGCUGUGUCUGAGCAGGCUGACACGGCACGUAGCACAGUGCAGACCGAGCAAAUGAAAGUAUCGCGUUUGCAGAGUGAGCUAGAGAGGUCCGCCAGUGCGCUGACAGCUGCAAACACUAAACUCACAGCGGCAGAGGAUCGCUUGCUAGAGUUAAAGACGAGUAGUGCGGACCUGCGUGGUCGAUUUGAUGCACAGCAAACAUUUGCCACUGACUUGCAAGAAGAGCUCACUCGUUUACAGGCUGAGAAAAAGAGCCUGAGCAAGUCUGCAGAGAGUAGCAGCGAAACUGUUCAGGAGCUUACUACGGCCAUCACGGACCUGCGCACCAAGCUUCAGGAUCAAGAUCAAUUCGAACAUUUGUCCAACCAAAGAGUCGGCCGUCUUCGCCAGGAGCUUAAAGAGACGCAGGAUUCAAGCGCGCAGCUGCAAGCUCAGCUCAAGGAAGAGCGGUCCUACGUCGGUAAAGUGCGCGAGCAAAACCAAGCGCUAUCGGAUGCCAACAGCCAAUUGAAAACUUCCCUGGAGCUGAUGAUGAGACAGGCCGAUGGCUCCUCUACCGAUCACAAGCAGGUUCAGGCCAAAGUGAUGGCCCUGCAAAGGGAGUUGGAUGACAGCAGAACGCAAGCGGAUUUGUUCUCCGCUAGUCAGGCAGCGGUCAAGGAAAGUCUCACGGCGGUGCUCAAGGAGCGUGAAGACUUGCUGGUGGAGCUCGAGCAAGCCAAGCUGACCAUCGCAUCCAACGAGCAACGGUCCUCUCUACUACGGACGGAGUUGGAUGGCGCCCUGUCCGGGCGGAAAGUGCUAGAGAGCGAGAACGAAGAGCUUGCCAAGCAAAUUCCCAAGAUGACUACAAUGCAAGUGGAGCUGUUUGACGCACAGACCUCGGUGGAGCAGCUGCGGCGGGAAGCCAGCAAACAUCAAGAUGUCAUCCAUGCUCUCAGAUCAGAGAGAGACAAGUUGCGAGAUAUCGUGCAGCUCCAGGAGACAGAGCAGAUCAAGCAUGGACAAUCGUCAGCAGCCGCCGCAGGAAAGAGCAAAGGAAAGCUGACAUCAUCGUCAAACAAGAAGGACUUGUUCUCUGCUCUGACAUCUGCUGAAGGUGAAGCACAUCGCCUGCAGGAGUAUGUGGAGAAGAUGAUGACGGUCGUCAUUGAGAAGGCGCCUCAACUCCUGGAGGCCAUAAGCCAGCGGUGAUUACGUAGCUGUUUGUGUGUGGUUGUGCGUGUGUGUGUUUGUGUGUGUGUGUAUACAAACGCUUGUGUCUGCAUGGUCUGUAUACACAUGAUGUUCUGGUAUGCUAAGCAGAAUAUUAUUAUGAUUUCAAAAAUGGUGAAAAUUGUGUUCCAACUUUGAAUUUUGCCUUGUCCAUUUGUCAUUUUGAUUGCAAAUUCCGGCCAGGGUUCACAUUGCACAAUAUUUCUUUUUCUUGAUGGCUUCGCCUUGCCUACUUUUAAGAUUCGAUUCUUCUUCUUUUUCUUGUGCCUAUUCAAACUCCUCGUACAGUGCCUAUUCAAACUCGUACGCCUAUUCAAACUCGUACAGUGAACCACCACCACGUCUGUCUUUUUGUUGAACCCUGUGGCUUGCCACACUCAUGCCCUAGCUAUCCUGCUGCAUCGGCAGUCACUUAGCUUGCAGUUCUGUAGGUUUUUAUGGUUAUCUUAUUCCCAAGUGCUCACCCAGCCCCUUGGUGUGCCAUGGAACUACACAGCAGCUGUGUAGGUAAUCAAGGCUGAUCUGCUGGUCAGAUUGCCUGCUUGAUUCUUUUGUUUCGCUUUUCUCCACACUGGAUGCUGGAAAUCUAAACAAGCUGUUGAUGUUGGGUUUCCGCAUUAUGAUUACAAUACCUAUUGCUUGCAAAG
Molecule: messenger RNA, 6098 nt
Organism: Sycon ciliatum
Lineage: Eukaryota; Metazoa; Porifera; Calcarea; Leucosolenida; Sycettidae
Product: early endosome antigen 1-like
Exons: 3
Coding region: 364-5430 (1688 amino acids)
Molecular function (GO): protein binding
Source: RefSeq, a predicted model, not a curated record